Molecule: messenger RNA, 4195 nt
Organism: Orussus abietinus
Lineage: Eukaryota; Metazoa; Arthropoda; Insecta; Hymenoptera; Orussidae
Product: zinc finger protein 2
Exons: 7
Coding region: 772-3009 (745 amino acids)
Biological process (GO): regulation of transcription by RNA polymerase II
Cellular component (GO): nucleus
Molecular function (GO): RNA polymerase II cis-regulatory region sequence-specific DNA binding; DNA-binding transcription factor activity, RNA polymerase II-specific
Source: RefSeq, a predicted model, not a curated record
CACAUGAAACCCGUCAGCGAAGAGAAGGCGACCAAGCUUCUGAGAUAACCUCUCGAGUUCCUUUUAUCCACAGAGAGUAGUAGAGAUGGCCCACGUUUCACACUAGCUUGAAUCGCUGCUAUCUAACGACCCUCCAUCGAAACUGUUCCACAUGGAACAUGGACAUGCUUCUUGUUUCAUUUUCCACAUUUUCAUCCGGAAGAUACAAAAUCGGGUGAAUAAACUCAAAUGAGAUGAAAGUGCGAGAAGUGAGCACUCUUCACAAAAUCGACCCCCUGGUUCGUAGCUUUCUCGGCGACCAAUGGCUGACUUCGUGGUUCACUUAUCACUUCCCUAACUUCAUGAUUGUUGUGAGCGGCAUUUGUUUGCGCUGAAGUUCAUCCAAUGAGCUUAUCUCUAUCGCGGUGGCGAUUUCUUUCCUUUUAAUAACAUCCCGAAUCCCCGAGAAACGGCACGACGGGGAGGAGAUAUUUGGCUUCUGAGAAGUUGAGGUUAACUCCACGAAGAGGAACACGUCAGGAAAAUGAGAACAAAUUUCGAGUCGUGCGGUUCUUUUACGGCAUAACGUCAGGUUAGGUCAUUGCAGAGCUCCCUGCCGGGGAUUUUGAAUUCUCAGGAUAGAGAAGACCUCCAGAAGGCGUAUGGUAGAGAUCUUUAAAAGUCCAGAUACCUCGGUUAGUUUAAUGCCCCGCCGGCUGUGGGUUCGCGAUUAAUGAUUCUAUCAGCCCUGUGAACAGGGCUGACGAGGGUAUAGCAUUGGGAAAGGGAAUAAUGGGUUCUUUGCACCUUGUGUGUCCCAUGUGCUGUGGCGAGACAUUCGACGAUUCACAGUCACUAAAGUACCAUUUGCUCAGCAUGACGGACAAUUUGUAUUGUCCUGGAUGUUCGCAGCGAUCAGACUCGGUGAUGGCACUGAUACAGCAUUUGGAUCGAUGUGGACAGGAGCCUGAUCUUAAGCAGUCCUUGGACUCGGAAAACAAGCCACAGGAGGAGCACUCUCUACAGAACGAAAAUAAUGUUCUUGUGGAGACUCAUGUUGGACAAAUAGACGAGAGUUUUAUAGCAACUGUUAAUGAAGAGGGUAUCGUCAUAGUAGGAGGUCCUCGAACAAUAGAGGUUGAUGAGAAUGGUCAAAUAAAUGUCAUUGAAAAGAUGGAUUCAGGAAAUAAAGAAAACAGUGUAAAUGCGGUGACUGUUAAGCAAGUGCAGAAGCAGGUAAACGUUAGUAACAAACAGACUAAAGAGACGCGAGCUUUGGAUCCAUUGUUCAAGCAAGUACAGAGCAUUGAAGCGAAGCCCUGUGAAAGAAACAACAUUAGUAUCCUGCCUGAUGCAUCCAACAUACUCGAUGAAAGUAGCCGUACUCUUAUUGGUAUUGAUGGUACUAAUGAAGUACAAGAACUGGAUGAGGCCGGAUUGCUUCAAGUUAAACAGGAACUCAGCGAGGUAAAAGAAGAACAGAUCGAUUCAGACUCACUGUAUAGCUGUAGUAGUUGUGGAAUGAGUUUCAACUCGGUACUCGACCAUAUCAAGCAAUAUCACGAUGGCCAGGAGGUCGUCCUAGAGAUGGCAGAACAACAGUUAGACGAUUUCCCAGCGACAGUUCCGUCACCGAUACCUGAAGAUUUGCCUCCUACGGUUAAUGCUCGUCAACGUCAGACGAUGAACACGCUGCGUACCGAAGAAUGCGUGGAUAGCGAAGGAAGGCUUUAUACAAGAAAAGUUGUACAAAUAGAACGGUUUUGGGAUCGUCCUCCAAAGGCACCGAUGAUAGAAAAGUUCUUUUCUAACGUAGAAGGUGUCAAGGUUAGAGAUAAGAACGUAGCUUCGGCUCCAACAAAAGUGUAUCGGUGCAACCAGUGUUUCGAACAAUUCGACAAGCUCGGAGAUUUUCGUGUCCAUGCGUGUCUUCAUGGAAACAACCAGUGCGAUCAUUGCGAUCAAACGUUUGCAACUAUAAAAGCUUUACAGAUGCACGCGAAAAGUCACGAGGGCGAAUUAGACGGGAUGCAAAGAGCGUUCGUUUGCACUUCCUGUGGCACGGAGUUCUCGUCCCAUAAAAGCCUACGACUUCACUCUCGGAUGCAUGCUCCAGUUAGGGCAAGACACGUGGAAGCUCCGGAGGGAAUUCAAACUUCGUCUUUCACAUGUCGAGAAUGCGGCAAGACUUUCUCGGAGUCGUACAAGUCGGCGCACAUGGCUCUGCAUUCUGGCGAUUCGGCUACGUGCACGAUCUGCAACAGAAAGUUCGAUUCGGCUGAUAGUCUGGCAAUGCAUGCCGCGGUUCACACCGAACUGAGUCAAACUCGUUCACCUACACCACCUCCUGGAGACAUCGAGUCAAACCAAAAUCUGAAACCAUAUCAAUGCCAGCAUUGUAGUCGUCGCUUUACCAGACCGCACGAGAAAGUCAAGCACGAGCGCAUUCACACCGGCGAGAAGCCCCACGCCUGCGAAGUGUGCGGCAAGACUUUUCGUGUCUCCUAUUGCCUGACGCUGCACAUGAGAACCCACACCGGGGUUCGACCUUACGCAUGCCAACACUGCGGGAAACGUUUCAAGGCAUCCUCGGUGUACAACCAUCACUUACUGACUCAUGGGGAGGAAAGAGCCUACACCUGUCCGUACUGUCCAAAAACCUUCAAGACGAGAGUGCAGCUCGCCGGUCAUAAGAAUAGUCACACAAAGCCCUUCCGUUGCACCGAGUGCUCCAGACCUUUUGCGUCCUUAUACGCUGCUCGAGCUCACAUUCAGACGCACAAGAAGGACAACAACCUGAAGUUCAGUUGCUACGUUUGCGGCGCAUCCUACGGAAGAGCGUUUGCGCUGAAAGAUCACCUGAAACAGCACAGUCAGGAUGUUUUGGCUCCUCCGGAACCAGCUAGAGAAGAGGAAGUCCACGAGGGGGAAGAUUUCUUUCUGGCCGAGGAGGAAGUCGAGGAUGAUGAACUCGUCAUACCUUCUCCGCUGCCUGUCGCACAGUCUUCGGAAGCUGACGACACCGAUUGAAUUGAACCCUAGCUAGUCAAAAAGCCUUUGCGUUCAUCUGGCGAUGUGAUAGUUCGCGAAAGGAAUUGUAGUCACUUUUGGCCAGAUCUUCAAUCUUCCCCAGGAACUGGGGAUGUUAAGUUAAGCUUCGAAAGGUUUUGCUCACUUAGUCAUUUCUUCUGUCGGAUCGGAAGAGUUAAUCGAUGAUGAUUUUUCCACUUUGGAAGAAACGGGUCUUUCGUAGUAUGCCUCAAUGGUGGUGUAAAUCCUAGAACGGUGCAAUUUUACUACGAUCAAUUUCCAUCUUAUCGAGCUGUAGAUUUGUCUCGAGAGUGUGUCGGAGUGGUAAGCAGAAUUAAAUUUCACAGAGAAACUGCUAAGUUUUUUAAAUGGUAAGAAAGGAGUAGGGAUUGACAUUCGGAUGUCUUGUUGAAAGUUAAUUCGUUUUAUGGUUGAGUUUGUUUUAUCGUUGAGUUCUUCGACUCAUUUCAAACCCCUUCGAAGUUCAUCGAAAGAGAGCAUCGAGUCCAGAACUAGGUCGAUUGGCUGGUGUAAAUGCUGUUGUUACGUUUCGUCUGUGAAUUAUGUUAUCGUUACUAAUCGUACCAUUUGUUUAUGUUCCUUUGAUCUGGGGCUCGGCAUGGAGUUGCAUGGACUUAGAAGAUAACGUCUGCAGAGUUUUACAAUGGAUAGAGAUAGGGAAUGGUGGGAAUUGCAGGAAAGGGUUAUUUACGGACUAGUUACUUCGUCUUCGUUAAAACUUGCCUUAAAAUUACACCCUCUUUGUGGAAGUUAGAUGGAUCGGUGACUGGCUCAGGGUCGUCGAAAUAAAGCUUCAUCGGGGACCACAGGCUGGUCCGUAAAUAAUUGAAAAGAGUGAUCAUCUUCCGGUAUCCGAGAUAUCCGGAAAUUCGACUGAUUAGAAAGUAAUCAAACCAGUACAAAGACGUAAUUUGCUGACUAGUGCAAUCUUAUCUAGAGAAUAAUAAUUAUUUAUUCUGUAAACGACGUAUUUAAUACGGUAACACGACGCACCGAAGAGUAUUGGAGUUUCGUGACGAGGAAGGCGUCGGGGAAGAUUUAUGAGAUGUUAAAGAAUCCAUCCGAAGGUUCCCACGAAAAGUAUCCGCAUAGUUUGAGAAUAUUGAGUGCGCGUUGUGCUGUAACUUUCGUUUCCACCAAAUAAAGUGCUCUGGUGAUCCUUGGA